This is a messenger RNA of Sphaerodactylus townsendi, 3096 nucleotides long. RefSeq names its product MOB family member 4, phocein (gene MOB4). Gene Ontology annotation, cellular component: cytoplasm. The transcript is spliced from 8 exons. Bases 76 to 753 code for a protein of 225 amino acids. The record is from RefSeq and is a predicted model, not a curated record. NCBI's taxonomy places the organism in Eukaryota, Metazoa, Chordata, Lepidosauria, Squamata, Sphaerodactylidae.
AGUAUCGCGCACUUCCGCCGCCGUUGCUGCCGCUGCCGCCGCCGCAUCCGGGUCCUGGCGCCGCUCGUUGUCACUAUGGUCAUGGCGGAGGGGACGGCUGUGCUAAGGCGGAACAGACCGGGCACCAAGGCCCAGGAUUUUUACAAUUGGCCUGAUGAGUCUUUUGAAGAAAUGGACAGCACACUGGCUGUUCAGCAGUACAUCCAGCAAAACAUAAGGGCAGACUGUUCGAACAUUGACAAAAUUCUUGAACCUCCAGAAGGACAAGAUGAAGGAGUGUGGAAGUAUGAACACUUGAGGCAGUUCUGUCUUGAGCUGAAUGGCCUGGCAGUUAAGCUUCAGACCGAAUGCCACCCAGAUACCUGCACGCAGAUGACGGCAACUGAACAGUGGAUUUUUCUUUGUGCAGCCCACAAAACCCCGAAAGAGUGUCCUGCCAUUGACUAUACCAGGCACACGCUGGAUGGAGCUGCGUGUCUUCUCAAUAGCAAUAAAUAUUUUCCCAGCAGAGUUAGCAUAAAGGAAUCUUCCGUAGCCAAAUUAGGAUCCGUCUGCCGUAGGAUUUACAGAAUAUUUUCACAUGCGUAUUUUCAUCACCGUCAAAUAUUUGACGAAUAUGAGAAUGAGACCUUCUUGUGUCACCGGUUUACCAAAUUUGUGAUGAAAUACAACUUGAUGUCCAAGGACAACCUGAUUGUCCCCAUUUUAGAAGAGGAGGUGCAGAAUUCAGUUUCUGGUGAAAGUGAGGCAUGAUGGGUAUCGCAGACUCUAACGAACACAUAAUUAACACGAUGUACUGUAUAUAUAUCAUUUUAGAAACUUCAAUCAUUAUCCUUAGAGCUCUGGUUAGUAAACAUUUUGUAUGCUGUGUGCAUUUCCUCUUAAUAUGGGAUAUGGUUUAAGUUAUUCAUGAACUGUAUAUUCUUCAUUGUGGCACUCAUGGUUUUUAAAUAAAAUUAGAAUGAUCUGUUUAUACCGCCUGUUAAUAAAAAGAAUUUACAGUUCUGAAGAAAUUGCUGCUAAACAAUCAUUGGAUCACAAUCUUCAAACGUUGUCCAAUUUCAGUCUAAUAAGUCAAAGCUUCUUGUGCUAAUGAAGUUUGGAAUUUUUAACUUUUAAUUUUUGGUUUGAUAUUUUAAUUAAGGAAAACUGCAAGUCAGUUGAAGUCCAAUUCUGUAUUUUAUAGAAAUUACCCUUUAUCUUACUUCCCAGAUUCUUGCUUUAGGGUGUGCACAAAUGUAGUGCUGAACUAUUGUAGUAUGUGUGUAUCCAAAUAUUCAUUAUUACAGUAUUAAUAUCAAAGGGAUAAUUUUUUAUUAUGUUGCCAAAAGCAUUAUUCUAGUUGUAUUUGUUUCUUUCUGGACUUGCCUUUUUGUCUGGGUGGAGGCCUGUGUCUCUCACAAAAGUUCACCUGUGCAGUCCCGUAAAGGCAGAGAUCCCCUUCCACGGUUUCUCUAUUUGCACCUCUCCGCAGUGGCUAAAACCGACAGGUUUCUCCUCUUGCCUGCAGUGAAGUACUCUGUUGUGUACGCCUGUGCAUCUUUAGAGCAAUGGCUUACAGACUAUACCCCGCAUUAAAUGUUCAUGCAACAUUACCAAGCGGUGCGCGGUAAAAUAAUCUUACUCGUUUGUAGCAGUAGAGCUCCAUAUUCGUAGAAGCUUGAAUGUAUCCACUGCAUCCUGUGCAACUGGAAUCGGACCUGACUUUAUCCACUCCUAAAAAUAACAUUUGCUGUCAUGUUCCCGUUAGUGGGGUUUUGCUCCUUAUUCCCUCCAAUCUAAAUUUGUUUUUGAGUGGCCUGUGCAGGUUGGCAUCAUUGCGAAGGUUUCAUGAGUGCAAAGUAAUGGUGUUUGAAAGGUCUCAGAUCCUACAGUACUAUUUUUGAGAAAGGUUGUCUUAUGCUUUGUUACAUUAGGUAGAUGUGAAUGCUGACACCUGAAAGCAUUACCAAUCUUUGUAUGUUCAAAUGGGACUUGCCAAGGUGUCUUAACUCUUUGAAGUUGGUGGCUGGGCCUUUCAUAUUAAAAGACAUUAGCCAGUUCCCCCUUUUCUAUCUUUCAGAGUAGAUAUAGGUUGGCCUUAACGGGACAAAGCUGGUUUUACUUGGUUUUGUUUCCUUAUAGGUUUACUCCAUGAGCCGGGAAUAAAGGAAUUUAAUUUAUUUGUCAUAGUCCUACUUCUUUUUCAGACGACAGAGGGGACAUGCCUUAAUUGCAUAUAAGGGAUCACAGACUGGCACAGCUUUAGCAACUUUGCUACCUUGACAUAAGAAGCUGGGAAACUGAAGACUCGGGGUCACAAAGAGUUGUGGCGCCAGCCCGCUGACUUGAAUGGGGCAGGGCUGGUGGGCAUUGCUUGUGGGGCUGACCCACGAGUUCUUCAGGUUGUUUCCCAGUUGUCCCCUCUUGGUGGCUCUUGUGUGUUUUGAAACGGUCUUAAUGGUCAACAGGGUCAUCACACUGGAUAUGUUCUUCUUAGCAACAGCAGGUUGCUCCUAUGUCUGUGCUCAGCUGAGGCUGACCUUGGCCGAUGCGGCUUUGGUUAGGACUCGGAAGCGCAUGGCUGAGGAAUUGUGUUUCGGAGGCAGUAGGACACGUUUGGCGCUACUCCAGUUGGCUGUUCCAGUGCCAUCUCCUCCCAGGUGGAACAAGUUGAUCAGGGAAAGGGAUGGCUCCCUGAACCACGUCUGUGAAAAUGUGGAGUGCUUGACCCAGCAGUGAAGUGGCAAACCCACACUCCGUUUCCUGCUAAAUGCCUCCAAAGUGGUUGGUCUUGUCCUUAGAUAAUAAUUCCCAUUCUGCUGCACUGUAAAACUUGACUCCCUGUAAUCCAAGUUCAGUGAACGGCCCCAAUGGGACACUGCUUGUGACGUUUUCCUUAAUGCUGUUGACUUUGAGUACCUCUCAUGAUGUGUGUGCACAUGUGCCUCCUUCAUUCUCUGGAACAUUAGUAAAGCUUUAGUGGACUUUGUAUGGUAAAUAUAUUGAAGGUUUAAAUUGCAUCUUGUGUUACAGAGAAACUGAGACAUGUUGGUCUUUUGAAUUACAACUGUACAAAGCAGAGGUUGCAAUUAAAUUCUUUCUUUUUCCAGACCA